UCCUUUCUUUGUCACCUUUUGUUACAUCCAAUGGAUUCAUGCAAUGCAAUAUUCAACGGGAUUAAUUUGUUUAUCAUAUCUCUCAUAGCUAGUUUAUAUAUAUUACUAUACUAUAUAGUAAAAAUAAUCUCAUGUCUCAACAAACAACCAUGCGGAAAAGGGAGAUGACAGUGAAAGAGAGAUGUAUUUUGGUUGGAAUUAGAAUUGAUAGACAUAGCAGACAUGUUCUGAAUUGGGCUAUAGUCAAAGUUGCUCAACCUGGUGAUUCUGUUAUUGCCAUCCAUGUUGUUACAACUCCAGAUCAUGUUUCUGAAAGCAAGGCCUUGGUAGAUGAUUAUUUAGAGGUUUAUGAAGGGUUAUGCGAUGCGAAAAAGGUUGGUCUCUCUGUUCAUAUCUUCACAGGAAGAUCUAUUCGAAAAAUUCUCCUCAGAGAAGCAAAAAACAGUGCUGCCAUUGCUCUAGUGGUAGGGGGUGGAGCUUCAACAGCUAAAUAUUGCGCAAAAGGACUACCAAGCAGCACCGAUGUUAUCGGUAUCCAGGAUGCAAGAAUUGUGUUCCAAAGGUGCACCGAUAAUAAACAACUAAUAGGUGGUGUUAUAGAUGAUCCAAGACCAAGUCUUAUUAGCAAGGUGGUCCAGUCUGCAUUUGAAGACAACUUGGGGAAUAAGAAAUCAAAGAGCCAACAAGAUAAUACAGAAUUGGAGGAACAAUCAUUUAAAGAAGAGAUGAAUGUGUCAUCAAGAUUAUCAACUUCGCAGAAACUUGGAUGGCCGCUUUUGCGCAGGGCGCAUACAGAAAUGUCGAGGGACAUGUCUGUAGUGCAAUGGGCAAUGAACUUACCAGAUCGGUCAACACACAUUUCAUCUCAAAUUAAAGAUCAGAGCUAUAGAAAAAUUAAUAGUUUCAAUAGCUGCAAGUGGUUCAUCUUUGAGGUUCUUGAUUCUUGCACUUGUCAAUUCUCUGAAGAAAAUGUGAUUGGGAUUGGAGGGAGCAAUCGUGUGUACAGAGGAACCCUUCCCGAUGGAAAGCCGGUAGCAGUCAAAGUUAUGCAGUCGUCAAAACAAGCCUUCAAAGAUUUUGCACUUGAAGUGGAAAUAAUGUCCUCAUUGAACCAUACAUCCAUUGCCCCUCUACUAGGAAUUUGCAUCAAGGAUGAGACUUUGAUAUCUGUUUAUGAUUAUUUUCCGCAAGGAACCUUAGACCAAAAUCUACGCGGUAAGAACAAGGAUGGAUCUAUGUUGUCAUGGGAAGACAGAUUUAAGAUAGCAGUUGGGAUUGGUGAAGCACUGAAUUACCUGCACAAUAAUCAAACCUCCAAGCCAAUUAUACAUAGAGAUGUCAAGUCUUCAAACAUUCUUCUUUCCCACGGGUUUGAGCCACAUUUAUCUGAUUUUGGACUUGCCAUGUGGGGACCAACAAGUUCAUCUUUUGUGAUACAAGAUGAUGUGGUAGGAACCUUUGGUUAUCUUGCACCAGAAUAUUUCAUGUAUGGAAAGGUCAGUGACAAAAUAGAUGUCUAUGCCUUUGGUGUUGUCCUACUUGAACUUAUAUCAGGGAGGGAACCAAUUGACUCCAAAACUUGCAAAGAACAUGAGAGUUUGGUCACAUGGGCAAAACCAAUUUUGGAGAGUGGAGAUGUUAAAAGCUUAUUGGAUCCAAAGUUGGAAGGGAAAUUUGAUAUAGCCCAAAUGAACAAAUUGGUUCUGGCAGCAUCUUUAUGCAUUACACAGUCUGCACGCCUUCGUCCUACAAUGAAUCAGGUACUGAAAAUCUUAAAAGGAUGUGAGGAGAAAGUCGAAAACUUAUUUAAGCCUCAUAAGGGUGAUUGUGAUCAUUCAGAAAAUCAGGAAAAUAUUGAUGACGAAGUCUAUCCAAAUUCAAGCGCAGAUUUGCACUUGAGCCUUGCAUUACUUGAUGUUGACAAUGAUACUGCAUCAUAUAGUAGUAGUAGUAUAGGGAACAGCAAUAAUAGUGAAAGUUUGAAAGAACCAUGGAGCAGAUCAUCUAGUUUCAAUUAAUUAGCUCCUUCCAAUUUUAUGAAGCUUAUAUUAGUGAUUAGUAGUGUGUAUACUAUGGAUAUAGUAUUAAAUAAAAGAUCUAUCCCCUGCCAUAACCUGUUAAGAAUGUUUGGAAGAUUUAGAGACAUGGUUUCCAUUUCAAGUUUCGUCUCAAUAAUAAAUAUACUAAUAAAGGAUUUUACCGUUUUUAUGGAGUUGGAUGAACCGAUAAUUCAAAGCGUGUAACCUUGAAAUGAAGUCCUCGUGGCCUGGAUCAGUCAGUAACCUUGGCGGCUGAUCAAAAUAAUUAGGGAAAUGGAUUCUCAGUAAUUACUUUAUGCAGUUACCAACCUCAAUAGCAAAACUUUUAUAAUAA
Messenger RNA from Trifolium pratense (red clover), 2373 nucleotides. RefSeq names its product pto-interacting protein 1-like. The transcript is spliced from 9 exons. Lineage: Eukaryota; Viridiplantae; Streptophyta; Magnoliopsida; Fabales; Fabaceae. The coding region runs from base 132 to 2018 and encodes 628 amino acids. Gene Ontology annotation, molecular function: protein kinase activity; ATP binding. The record is from RefSeq and is a predicted model, not a curated record. Gene Ontology annotation, biological process: protein phosphorylation.